AUGUCGAGCCGUCAGCUUCGCAAGCUGCAGAAGCAGCGAGAGCUCGAACAGCUCCAGGAGACCAAGGCGGCCGAAGAGUCCAGCGAAGAUGACGAGCCUGAACCCGCACCUAUCAAGCCCCGCCAGAGCUUGUUCGCAGCCCUAGGUGGCGGCGACGACGACGAUGAUGACGAAAAAUCCGAUGAUGCCCAGGAAGAGACGAAGGCUGAGCCCGAACCCGAACCUGUCCCGCAGCCAGCAAAGAAGAAGAAUAAGAAAAAGAAGAAGAAGGCCAAGAAGCAGGCAGCGCAGAGCAAGGACGAGUCGGAAGAUGAGAAGGACGACGAGAUUGACAGAGCGCUUGAGGAGCUCAGCGCUGCCCGCAAGAACGAGUCGAAUGCCGCGGCCAACCUUGCGCAGCGAAGCCGCGACGUCGACGAGCUUUUGCAGAUCAAUACCCAGUACCUUCGAGCCAUCAACGAAAUGCGCGCGCUGUUCGGAAAGGAGGCUAUACAAACGGCGCAGGAAGAGGAGAGGGCUGAGCUGGAGGCGGCGCGGAGAGCGCAGCGACACACAAAUCAGGGCGUCGACCUCGAGACUGCUCUCCGCGGCGACCCGCGCAAGAAGCUCCCUGAGAUAUCCCUGCGGCGCAACGUCUUUAUCCAAGGCAAGGAGACUUGGCCCCGUGCUACUGCCGUCGGUCUGGUCAUGAAGGAAAUCAAGAAGGGCACGGAUGGUCUCGUGGAGUUCGCCUUUGUCCACGAGCAGGCCUACGACAAUGUACAGAUAAUGUUCUUCAGCUGCGUACAGCUGGGCGAUCCGAUGCAGCUGGUCCAGCUGCUGAUGCGACACCCUUAUCACAUCUCGACCCUGCUUCAGGUGAGCAAGGUCGCCGUGCAAGAUCAGAACCAAGCUCUUGCGGCAGACCUCUGCGAGAGGGCGCUGUUCACGUUCGGCCGGGCUACGACGUCUGCUUUCCGCCAGAAGCUGGAGCAGGGCAAGGCUCGCUUGGACUUCCGCCGCCCAGAGAACCGCGAGCUCUGGCUUGCUGGGUACACAUAUCUCAAGAGUCUGGUCCGCAAGGGAACCUACAGGACAGCGCUAGAGUGGGCGAAACUGCUCUACGGCUUGAACCCCAACGACCCCUACGGCAUGAAAUACUUCAUCCACGUCCUUGCCAUCCGCGCGCGACAGGCACAGUGGCUCGUCGACUUCCUCAACACCCCGGAGUAUGUGUCGGACGAGACGGACGAUACUUACAUCACACAAACGCUAGUCCUGGCCAAGCUGCAACUCGGCGACUUUGAAGGUGCAAAGACGGCCGCUGUGGCUGGUAUGGAGCGCCUCCCGUGGUUGUACUGUGCCAUUUUCCAAGCACUCAACCUCGAGGCGCCCCCUCCCCUCUGGGCUGUGCAGCCUGACACUGACGAACGCGAUUUCUGGACACGGCUCUAUGUGCACCAAGCAAAGGAUAUUUGGAACAACACCCAGGCGAUCGAAGUACUCAAGGAAGCCGUCAAGGUUGCGAAGAAGCCCACAGAGAGCCUCCCGCAAGACAGGCAACCAGACACCCGGACGGCCAGAUGGGUGUGGCUUGAGGAUGCGCCGAGUCUGCUCGGCGGCAUUCCGAGGUCGAUCUUGACGCAGGAGCCCAACUACGCUUUCGACCCGCUGCCGCCGCCGAAGGAGUCAAACAUUUUCACAAGUCAGGGAACGCAGAUGCCCUGGCGCAGCGGACCAAGUGAACGGGAUAUGCUGGCUCAAGAAAGGCAGCUCAUGAACAUGCUGAGGAGACAGCAGGAGCGGGCCGCUGUGAUGGGCGGUGCUGGUGCGGCGGGCGCUGGUGCCGGAGCGAUGAUGGGUGCGUUCCCUGAUGAUGACGAGAAUGGCGAGGGCAAUGCGUGGGAAGGUGAUUUUGUCAUCGACGAUGACGACGACCUUGAGGAAGGCGAUGGACGCCAGCCGCCGUCCGCCGGGGUUGUGGCGAGACUUGCGGACCUGCUGGCGUCCCUGGUACCUGGCGGAUGGCAGGGUGGGCUUCCAGACGAUGACGAGGAAACAGAUCCGGAGGACGACGAGCUGCCGCCGUUGGUGGACGCCGAUGAGGACGUCGAGGACAGCGAGCCCCGGAUGCCUGGUGGAUUCCACUAG
Messenger RNA from Colletotrichum chrysophilum, 2130 nucleotides. RefSeq lists its product as uncharacterized. The transcript has a single exon. Gene Ontology annotation, biological process: rescue of stalled cytosolic ribosome; ribosome-associated ubiquitin-dependent protein catabolic process. The record is from RefSeq and is a predicted model, not a curated record. Gene Ontology annotation, cellular component: RQC complex. Lineage: Eukaryota; Fungi; Ascomycota; Sordariomycetes; Glomerellales; Glomerellaceae. The coding region runs from base 1 to 2130 and encodes 709 amino acids.